UUAUUAGUGCUAUGAUAUAUUAUAGGCUAUAAUCAGGCGCGUAAUUGUAGCGGAAUGAGUGGGACAAAGGUAUCGUUUACCCCUCCCCCCAACCAAAAUUCUACUACAUAUAUAAGAUACAAAUUGUGGUGUCUAGGUAAAUCUAUCCUGUUAAAGAUGUAACACCCAUCAUCAAAAUUGAAGAGGAUAAUUUCGAGAUUAUAUCAUAUAUUUUUUUGUAAAAUACUGUUUACUGAAAGAGUUACUUCGUUUUACGUUUUUUUAUACUAUAUUAUCAUAACAUAAAUUGUACCUCUGAAUGGCUCUGAUAUGAUAAAAUAUAUAAUCACGAAAAUAUUCCUGAAAUCAGUAAUGAAGCUUGAACUCACAUUUUCCCCUAGACGUUACAGUUUAAAUGUUGCUAUAUCGCUCUAAUUAGACGGACAGAGAUGGAUCACGUCAUAAUAUUGUACGCGUUGUAAAGGUGAGUGGUAUCUCGAAGCGUGCACCGCGAUCGCCUCUACAUCACAGCACAACUGCGUCGGCGACGCACGCGGUACCACCGAACGAACGAGUGCCACAGCCGACCGGUCGGCUGUGCCCCUGGUACGCGGUGAUCUCGUUGGAGGUGAAUAUGGCCGCGAUAAUGAGCCACGGCCGUCAGCGAUUGCUCUACGCGGCCGACAAGGUAACGGGUCAAACCGGCCGCGGUGGUACCAGUGCGGGCAACCGGUGGUACAGCCGCCCGUCCAAGGCUGUCGGGCGAGCACAAUAUUUUUCGUUCAUCGUAACAUUAAUAAUAUUAUCGUACGCCGCACCGUAUAUUAUUAUUAUCGUAUUUGUGACCGACGACGGGCGAAUCGCGGUCCUAACCUCCACCGCCGCCCCGGUUGCCGCGGUUACUGUUUGUUGUCAUCGCCUAGACCGUGAACCGCGCUUAAUAUUAUUAUUUCAUGCUAACGUGAAAAUUCGUUUUAAGUUUUACGAGUGCUGUUUUAUGAAGAAAAAACUAAAGUAUCCAAAGUAUCUGGGUGAAAAAAUAAACAUGUUUUGACAGUUGUGGUUAUGGGCAACGUAUUGCGGUUUAAAUGUAUAGACUGUGCGAACGCAGACCAACGGCAACGCAGAAAAAUUACUGUGCUCCUGGUUGGUUUGGACAACGCUGGAAAGACUUGUACCGUUAAAAGUAUUAUGAAAGAAAAGCAAAAAAAUAUUCUUUCUACUGUUGGAUUUUCGUCUUCCAAAUGUAAUUAUCACGACAACGCUAUAACUAUUUACGAUUUAGGUGGUCACAAACAAAUCAGAGAUAUAUGGAAGCAGUAUUUUGCUGAUGUACACGGUGUAAUAUUUGUGGUGGAUUCUUCGGAUCUUAGUCGGUUAAAUGAAUGCAAAGAGGUUUUUCAUAAUUUACUUGGGCAUGAAAAUAUUGCCGGAAAACCUGUGCUAUUAUUUGCUAAUAAGCAAGACAAACCAGGGGCGCUAGAUGAGUUGGACAUAGUAGAUCGAUUAAAUGUGGAGGCUGUAGUGAAUACAAAUAAGUGUCCAACACUUGUAGAAACAUGUACUGCUCUUCAUAUGGCACCUAUUAAUUACUGUAGUUCUGCUUUUAUUGAUCCAAGCAUUGAUAGCGGAUUUAGUUGGCUGGUAUUACAUAUUGUAAGGCUAUAUGAUACUCUUAACCGUCGUGUCAUGGAAGACAUGGCACAAUAUAAAGCUCAAGUGGAUAAAAAGAUGGAAGAGUGGAAAAAAAAUCAACAGAAUUCAAACGACUCAUAUUUAUUAUCGUUUAACGCACCACACCGGAGGUCUACCAAACGCAAUCCGUUCAGGCGAAUUAACAAAGUCAUAGAUAGUUUUGAUUCAAAGUCAUCAAACCCAACGACUGAAAUGGGGAGUACAUCAUAUAUUAUACCACUCAGAAGUGAGUCCGAUGAUGAGUACGAACCACCUGAUCUUCAACCACAGCCUGAGCCAACUGCAUUCCGAAAUAAAGUCGCCCCGACAUUAGUGACAAAAAUACAAGCAGAACCAAUGCCAUCGGUCAAAUCCCGAUCACCGCUUUUCAGGGCCAAGUCCAGAGAGUAUGAUAGGAAUUUGUCUGAAACCGUAACGACCACCGCUAAUACCACUACCGCCAUUACCGCCAUUAGCUCGACUGAAAUGCUUAUUCAAAACGAAUCUGGCACAGCAAAAAUGAAACGAUCUAUUUUUAGCAAUAAAUCAAAUUCAGCUGGAGCUAGUGGUAGUGGUACCACACGUCCGUUAAAACCUAAUCGGUCGUCUAGCGCAAAGUCACUGAAGAAAAGUGAAUUGUCAAACAAACAAGAUGAUAAUUGUAGAUCGGAGAAGUUGUAUCCAAAUGAUGAAGAUGACGUGGUGGUUCAACAACCGGAUGUAUCAAACGUUAGUCCAGAAAUAAUAAGCCAUAUAUGAAUAAUGAAUGUGACUGAUGGUUGUAAAUUAUAAUACAAUUUCCACGAUAUUAUUGUUUUAUUAAAUAAAAAUA
This is a messenger RNA of Acyrthosiphon pisum (pea aphid), 2485 nucleotides long. Its product is annotated as ADP-ribosylation factor-like protein 13B. The record is from RefSeq and is a predicted model, not a curated record. NCBI's taxonomy places the organism in Eukaryota, Metazoa, Arthropoda, Insecta, Hemiptera, Aphididae. Gene Ontology annotation, cellular component: ciliary membrane; non-motile cilium. Gene Ontology annotation, biological process: receptor localization to non-motile cilium; non-motile cilium assembly. Gene Ontology annotation, molecular function: GTPase activity; GTP binding. The coding region runs from base 1045 to 2412 and encodes 455 amino acids. The transcript has 8 exons.